Penicilliopsis zonata CBS 506.65 is the source of this 1674-nucleotide messenger RNA. RefSeq lists its product as hypothetical. Gene Ontology annotation, cellular component: cytoplasm. The transcript has a single exon. The record is from RefSeq and is a predicted model, not a curated record. Gene Ontology annotation, molecular function: NEDD8 activating enzyme activity. The coding region runs from base 1 to 1674 and encodes 557 amino acids. Lineage: Eukaryota; Fungi; Ascomycota; Eurotiomycetes; Eurotiales; Aspergillaceae. Gene Ontology annotation, biological process: protein neddylation.
AUGACGGACUCGUUCCCGAGCGCCCUGACCGGGCCAUCUUCAAAGGAGAGGAAGUAUGAUCGACAGCUCCGGCUAUGGGCGGCCAGUGGACAGCAGGCACUCGAAGAGUCCCGUGUCCUCUUGGUUAACUCGGACGGCCCCAUUGACAAGCAGAAGACGACGGUAUCGGGCGUUGUGGGUGUUGAGACGCUGAAGAACCUUGUUCUUCCCGGCAUUGGGGGCUUUACGAUCGUGGAUCCUGCAUCCGUCACGGAAUCGGAUCUGGGGGUCAACUUUUUUCUAGAAGAGCAGAGCCUCGGGAAGUCGAGGGCAGAGGAAACUUGCCGACUGCUGAAGGAGCUAAAUCCAGAUGUAGAGGGGACUUUCUCGACCACGCCGAUUGCAGAGCUCUUGCAAGACACAAAGUUUCUCCCGGCGUUUCGGCUGGUGCUUGUUUCCGGGCCUGUCAAAUGCUCAUCUCUGGACCUGCUCUGCAAUGCCUCCCGCGAACUCGGGAUCCCGGUUUUGUAUACCCACUCUGUCGGCUUCUAUUCCACAUUUUCGCUCCAGCUGCCCGCAGAGUUUCCCAUAGUAGAAACACACCCCGACCCUGAGACAACUCAGGAUCUUCGGCUUGCAAAUCCAUGGCCAGAGUUGCUGGAGGCAGGAGCCCGUGUCAGGGAUCUUGACACGCUGGAUGAUCACCAGCACGGCCACGUCCCUUACGUUCUACUUCUCCUCCACUACCUGGAGCAAUGGAAGGAGACUCACGAAGGCAAUGUCCCAUCAAACUAUAAGGAGAAGACCGAGUUCAGAGAGAUGGUACGAGCGGGAGCAAGAACCAACAACCCAGAGGGCGGCGAAGAGAACUUCGACGAAGCAGUGGCGGCCGUACUCAAAUCUUUGAACCCCUUCAGCCUGCGCAGCAAUAUCCGCGAGGUGUUUGAAAUGGAAGAAUGCCAGAAGCUGCGGGCAGAUUCGGCCAGUUUCUGGGUGAUAGCAUCCGCUGUGAAUGCCUUCUAUCAGAUGCACCGCGUGCUGCCGUUGCCAGGCUCAUUGCCAGACAUGAAGGCUCAGUCAGCAGACUAUAUCUCUCUGCAGAACAUCUACAAAUCUAAAGCUAGAAAAGACCUGGAAGAAGUUACAGAGACAGUGAGAAGGAUCGAGGGCAGUUUUGGUGCAAAGCGGUCGCCCAUUCCUGAAAAGGAGAUCGAAGUCUUUUGCAAAAAUGCAGCGCACAUCAAGCUUAUUCGGGGUCGUAAUAUUCCGCGAAUUGAUCGAGAUGUCACUGUCCAGAGCUCGGUUCGAAUGGCCCUGGGCAUUCCCGAAUCGCUUGCUCCCAUUUCCAUUGCAUUCCAGAUUCUCGACGCAGUCGUGGAUCAGCUCCAGGAGACAGGAUCAACUGUGGCUUCUAUUGACGAUAACGAGACCUGGGAUAAGCAAACCCAACGCAUUAUCGGUGUUCUGAAGGCUGAAGACCCGGAAUAUGUUGACGAGGAAGUGGAGGAACAGAUCAAGAACGCCACUCAAGAAUUGCGGCGUACGAAAGCAGGCGAACUGCAUAAUAUCUCCUCGCUGACGGGAGGUUUGGUCGCCCAAGAGGCACUCAAGGUACUUACACGCCAAUACGUACCUCUCGACAACACCUGCAUCUUUGAUGGUGUGAAGAGCCGUAGUGAGAUGCACCGAUUAUAG